Molecule: messenger RNA, 306 nt
Organism: Bipolaris zeicola 26-R-13
Lineage: Eukaryota; Fungi; Ascomycota; Dothideomycetes; Pleosporales; Pleosporaceae
Exons: 1
Coding region: 1-306 (101 amino acids)
Source: RefSeq, a predicted model, not a curated record
AUGCGUCAUGAGCAACGCGUGCCAGACCAUCAGCUACACAAACUACGAGCGUUAGAGCCGCAACCACACAUAAGUACUGCAACCCGUACACUGCCCGCGCAACCACAGUCAUCUGUCCCACAAUACAAGUCAACUGCAGACUUCACUGUGCACGAGUCUCAUUAUCACGCAGUAAACAACGCCGGUCUAGGGUGGCUGUGGCUGGGACUGCGAGACCUAGAGAGACGUGUGCGCCCCUGCAACCCAACGAGAAAGAACGCACCAAUGCAGUGCUACUACACACUAGGAGACUGGCCAGGACAGUGA